AUGCCUCCUCUAUAUGGAGACCCUACAACUACCGUUCACCCCAAGCACACGCUCUGGCUGUGCGAAAAGAAGGCCAACGAUACCGAUGGUACCAAGUGCAACACCCACAACGAUGUCAACGAUCUGAUGUGCAUGAAGUGUGGCUACGAAGUCGACGGUUGGAUAAAGGUCAAGGCCAAGGAUAAGGACGAAAAAGAAAUCGGGGAGCUCCACGACUACGACGAUGGUGUGGUGAUAUGGAAAUACCUUUGGUUUUUUCUCCAUCCAGGUCCAAUUAUGGAGGAUGCGCCUGGGAACAAUGCGCCUGUACCCCGAGGCACAAUCCCCGGAUAG
Messenger RNA from Fusarium verticillioides 7600, 333 nucleotides. RefSeq lists its product as hypothetical. The coding region runs from base 1 to 333 and encodes 110 amino acids. Lineage: Eukaryota; Fungi; Ascomycota; Sordariomycetes; Hypocreales; Nectriaceae. The record is from RefSeq and is a predicted model, not a curated record. The transcript has a single exon.